AUGGAAGACACAACAAGAUUAAAUGAAUCCAAACUAGGUACUAAGAAAUAUUGGGAUGAUUUCUAUUCAGUAGAGAGAGUGAACUUUAAGGAAAACCCAGAAGAUACGGGAGAAUGUUGGUUUGAGGAUAAUGGAGCCGAGGAAGGAAUGGUAAAUUUCAUUGUUGAAAAUUUAAACGAGUUUAAUAACAAAGAAUCAUCAGUGAUUGAUCUUGGUACAGGUAAUGGCCAUCUAUUAUUUGAACUGUAUGAAAAUGAUUUCGAGGCUAAUAUGUUAGGUGUUGAUUAUUCUGCAGAGAGUGUACAAUUUGCUACAGAUAUAGCGAAGGCUAAAGAAUAUCCUGUGAAGUUUACCCAGGCAGAUAUAUUUGAUUCCAAUUGGACUCCAGGUGAGUUUGAUAUUGUGGCAGAUAAAGGUACAUUGGAUGCAAUUGCUCUUAGUGGUUUGACUGUAGGUGAAAAUAAUCAAUCUGUUGUUGAAGUAUAUCACUCUGUCAUAGAAAAGAUACUGAAAAAAAAUGGUACAUUUUUAAUAACAUCAUGUAAUUUUACUGAAGAAGAAUUGAUUAGAAUCAUAACAAAGGGACAAUUAGCAGUUUCAGAAACUAUUGAAUAUCCAGUCUUUGAAUUUGGUGGUGUUAAAGGUAGUACAAUUUGCAGUGUGGCUUUUGUUAAAAAGUAA
Molecule: messenger RNA, 681 nt
Organism: Maudiozyma saulgeensis
Lineage: Eukaryota; Fungi; Ascomycota; Saccharomycetes; Saccharomycetales; Saccharomycetaceae
Source: the annotation of a GenBank genome assembly